Messenger RNA from Hemibagrus wyckioides, 4252 nucleotides. RefSeq names its product oculocutaneous albinism II (gene oca2). The coding region runs from base 272 to 2737 and encodes 821 amino acids. The transcript has 24 exons. Gene Ontology annotation, biological process: melanocyte differentiation; melanin biosynthetic process; transmembrane transport. Gene Ontology annotation, cellular component: melanosome membrane. Lineage: Eukaryota; Metazoa; Chordata; Actinopteri; Siluriformes; Bagridae. The record is from RefSeq and is a predicted model, not a curated record.
CUCUAGUACCUUCAUCACCUCCCUCAUUCCUCCUCCUCUUCAUCCACUUCAUCCCUCUCCCUCCUCCUCAGCCUCCGCAGUUCAGGAAUCCCGGCUGCUGUUCUGGCGUGGAGAGCGUCUGAGGAACAUCACCAGAGCUCUGAGACAUUCUGCUUUUUUCCUCAAGAGUGUGAAUAUCAAUGAAGGCUUUUGUGUAAUUUUUCAUAAACUUACUGAACCAUCUUCAUCAUCAUCAUCAUCAUCAUCAUCACUUUCAUCACUUUUUACAAGGAUGUAUCUGGAGAAUAAGAGCAGUCUGGAGAUGUCUCCAGCUGGAGCUCAGGGCCAUCAGAAGUCUGAGGCUGUGGCAGGAAACUUUGAUGAGCUGAUUCUCCUAGAAGGAUUUUCCAACAGGGCGGAGACUCGGAAGCUGCUGCAGGCCGCUACUGUACCGCCGGGUCACCACAUCAUCUACACUGACCACCAGGAGCACAGGCGAAACUUCAGCAUGGCGAACUUCCUGAGAGGAAAGACGAGCCUCACGGAGAGAUCUCCGCUGCUCCGCAUCACUCAGGACAACGGUUUAACAUACAUGACCCUGCGUGACCCCGGUUUCGGCCCCGGAGACGAGUUGUGGGACGGUAAUUCGGCAGAGUUGGAGCGGAGAUGUCGCCUGGGGAGCGAAGUGACCAGUCUGUCCCGCUCAAUGUCCACUGACAAAACCGAGAACAACUUCAAACUCUCCUCCAACCUCAGAAAUUGUUUAAGAGUCACAAAACUCGUGACCAUCUUCAUCAUCGUCAUUCUCUGUACACUGCUGUUCAGCAUGUUUCCUGAUCGAGAUCGUCCCUGGAGGAUGCUGGCCGUCUCGUCCACUUCAAGCUUCUCCAUGAACUUGACAAAUUUCCGUGAAAACGCGUUGCUGAAGCUGCAGGUGGGCGGGCCGUUUCAGGGCGGGAUCGAGAACGUUCCGGCGCAGGAGUACAUCCUGGUGCAGGUGGAGCAGACGGUGGAGAUAUCGGCCCGCAGGAAACGGGUGCAGCAGGUGUUUUAUAACUGGACCAUCCCUUUACAUUCCAAAAGGAGUGACCAGAUUCUGAAAACCAGGACUUUUACAAUGCUUCCCGGGGCUCCAAUCCAGAUUAAUGUCCAGGCCUUUCUGCAGGACAAUCAGGUGGUUCCUCUGUCCAUGACUCACCAGGCGCUUUCUCUACGAGUGGAAACUCAGGUGCUGAUCGCUGGACUCAUCCUGGCUGGAGUGUACGUGCUGAUCAUCUUCGAGAUUGUCCAUCGCACUCUGGCGGCCAUGUUGGGAUCACUGGCCGCUCUGGCAGCUCUGGCCUAUGUUGGAGACAGGCCCAGUCUGAUGACGGUUGUGGAGUGGAUCGACUUUGAAACGUUGGCCUUGUUGUUUGGCAUGAUGAUUUUGGUGGCCAUUUUUUCAGAGACUGGCUUUUUUGAUUAUUGUGCUGUAAAGGCGUAUCAGCUGUCCAGAGGACGAGUUUGGCCGAUGAUCAUCAUCCUGUGUCUCAUCGCCGCCAUUCUGUCCGCGUUCCUCGAUAACGUCACCACCAUGAUGCUCUUCACCCCCGUCACCAUCAGAUUAUGUGAGGUGCUGAAUUUAGACCCCAGACACGUCCUGAUCGCAGAGGUCGUCUUCACCAACAUCGGCGGAGCUGCAACGGCGGUCGGAGAUCCCCCCAACGUCAUCAUCGUCUCCAACCAAGACCUGCGCAAGAAGGGACUGGAUUUUGCUGCGUUUACAGGCUACAUGUUUCUGGGCAUCUGCCUGGUGCUGCUGACCUCCUUUCCCUUCCUGAGGAUUCUCUACUGGAAUAAAAAACUCUACAACAAGGAGUCCAGCGAGAUUGUGGAGCUGAAGCAUGAGAUUCUGGUGUGGAGGCAGACGGCUCAGCGGAUCAACCCCGCCAGCCGAGAGGAGACUGCUGUCAAGUGUCUUCUCAUGCAGAAGGUUCUCAACCUGGAGAGCCUCCUGCGCAAGAAGCUAAAGACCUUCCAGAGGCAAAUAUCCCAAGAGGACAAAAACUGGGAGAAUAACAUCCAGGAGCUCCAGAAAACGCACAGAAUCACAGAUAAAGUCCUGCUGGUGAAGUGUGUGUCGGUGCUCUCCAUAGUCAUCUUCAUGUUCUUCCUGAACUCCUUUGUAGCUGGGAUUCAUCUGGAGCUUGGUUGGAUCGCGGUCUUGGGCGCUCUGUGGCUGCUCAUUCUGGCCGAUAUUCAGGACUUCGAGAUCAUCCUGCACAGAGUGGAGUGGGCCACACUGCUCUUCUUCGCCUCACUGUUUGUGCUCAUGGAGGCUUUGGCGCAGUUACAGCUGAUUGACUACAUCGGUGCUCAGACAGCGGCGUUAAUUAAAGCUGUACCAGAGGGCGAGCGUCUGGCCAUCGCCAUCAUCCUGGUCAUGUGGGUCUCGGCUUUGGCUUCCUCACUCAUAGACAACAUUCCCUUCACUGCUACCAUGAUUCCAGUGCUGAUCAACCUGAGCCAGGACGACGACGUGAAUCUGCCGGUCAAACCCCUCAUAUUUGCUCUGGCCAUGGGAGCAUGUUUAGGAGGGAACGGGACGCUGAUCGGCGCCUCGGCGAACGUGGUGUGCGCUGGAAUCGCAGAGCAGCAUGGAUAUGGAUUUUCCUUCAUGGAAUUCUUCAGGUUGGGUUUCCCCAUGAUGAUGAUGACGUGUACGAUAGGCAUGUGCUACCUGCUGGUCACUCACAUAGGACUGGGCUGGAACAUCUAAACCUGAUGAUGAGGAGGAGGAGGAUGAAGAUGAGGAGGAAACAUUCCAGUCCAUUCUUUCUUUCUGACUGCCCAGUGCACCAUAACUGCACAGAUGUGAUAAAAAUAAUUGGAACAAGGGAACGCCUGCUGCAUUUUUCUGCUGUUUUACGGUGCUAUUGUUUAUCUCUGGAGUUAUUCCUACUGUAAGGUGGAUGGUGGGCGGAGUCUUGGUGCGUUCGUUUAUGUAGUAACACUUUUAUUCUGACCAGAAGCAGCAGCAGCAGCUAGAUAUAACAAAGCAAAGCCUGAUCGAUGCACUAGGCUUUCAUGCUAGCAAGCUAACUGUACUACAGUAGCUACGUAUCUCAUGACAUAAGCAGGUCAUAAACAUGACAUAUGCCUAUAUCAGGUGCACUUUAUGACAUUGUUACAUCAUGACAUCAUCAUGUGUUUUAGAGAAUAUCAGCUAUGCUAAAAUAUUUUCUGCAAAGUAUUUUUUUCAAUUUAUUGUGUAGUUUUUAUCAGUUUAUAGUUACCAGUUUUUUAAAUGUUUACAGAACAUCUGUGAAAGGAAUUUGUUCCUGUUCUCAGCUGCAAAAACAAACAAACAAACAAAUAAGAACGCAGCUUGAUAUGACCGAGAAUUUAAAAAAUCUGUCUGUUCUGAGGAUGUCGGGAAUGUCACCUCUGACACCGGAGACUCCUUCCGUAAAUCGUUGCUAGUGUGAAGCCAUAAUGAAAGAGCUGUUGCUAUAGCAACGGUUACGCAUUCAUACAAACCUGUGUUUUUUUUUAAAAUCAGAUUCUGCCCAAUGAGAAUCUGGAACUGAUAUGAAACAAAAAUAAGACCGAUAUUUGAAAUAUAAUUGGUGUUAAAGCUAAUUAGCACACAUAAGCAGAACUAGCAUGUGACAAACUGCGAUUAACUCAAACUCCAGCACCGUGACAUGAAGAUACAUGAUGAGACAUGGCCGCGUCGAUGGGAUUAUUUUUGCUAUGCCUCUCUCCGUCUGUGGUUCAGGCACCAGAACAUCUCAUGAAUGGGAUUUUCCUACUGAAUGAAGCCUGACCUGAGUCCAGCUGAACCUCUGCUGCAUAGGAAACCUCUGACCAUCUCUCUUCUCAUCGUUCCACAAACCCGUUCUGCUGCAGGGUUCAUCGUCUCCGAGCGUUUUGACUCUCUACUCGACUUAAACACAGGAGGAGAAAACAGUCGACCUCAACUUUAAUUACUGCAGCUUUAAUGAAACACAGCUCAAAAAAUAGACCUUAAAACUUCUUUAAUCUAAAUCUUCUUUUUAUUUCAAAUGAGCUCCAUUCCUGGACUUUAGAUAUUUCCUCUUAAUAUCUGUGAGUCAGAAUAAUAUUCUCCGUCUCUGUCGUUCCAUGUUCCAGACACCUCGGAAAUCCCUGCUACGCUUUUAUUAUUGAUUCAUAUAUGUUUGUUCUUUUCUUAAUCCUGUAAUCGAACACUGAAGCUGACAGUAAAUGUAAAUUAAACUCGACACACUCGGUAAACUCUGUUUCCUGGUUG